Messenger RNA from Plasmodium berghei ANKA, 2316 nucleotides. RefSeq names its product ABC transporter B family member 3, putative. The coding region runs from base 1 to 2316 and encodes 771 amino acids. The record is from RefSeq and is a predicted model, not a curated record. NCBI's taxonomy places the organism in Eukaryota, Apicomplexa, Aconoidasida, Haemosporida, Plasmodiidae. Gene Ontology annotation, cellular component: membrane. The transcript is spliced from 3 exons. Gene Ontology annotation, biological process: transmembrane transport. Gene Ontology annotation, molecular function: ATP binding; ATP hydrolysis activity; ABC-type transporter activity.
AUGAAAAAAUUUAUAAAUAUAUAUAUUAUUUUAUUAGUUUUUUUUACAAUAUUAAAUAAAAGAAUUCACAUAAAAUGCAAACAAGAAAAGGUUGUGAAUGGGUUGAAUAAUAGAUUUAUAAUUAAUCGUGGUAAUCCAACUUAUAAUAAAAAAUAUUUAAAAAUUGUAAAUAAAUAUAUACAUAAGAAUCCUAGAAAAUAUAAAGGGAAAUUAUGUUUUAAAAACAACAAAAGUUGUAAGUUUAAAAGGAAAAAAAAAAUAUUUUUUAUUGAAACGAAAGUGGAUAAAAUUAAAAGACAUAAAUUGCUAUAUAAAAAUGUGAAAAGAAAUAAUGAUUUGUUUUGGGGGGAUAAAAUAUCAAGAAAUAAAUUAAAAAUAUGGAAAUUGUUUUAUAGUAAUAAAAAUAAAAAUAGUAGUGGAAUAUGGAGAAUAUAUUCAAAUGUAUUUGAUACUAAUAAAGAAGACAAUAUAUUAUGUAAAGAAGUAAACAACCCUUAUAUUGUUGGUUCCAAAUUUUUAUUAAAAUUUCGAAGAUGUUUAAUGGAUGAUAAUAUGGUAAAUUUUAUAUGGAUAUGCAAAAAUUAUUUUUUGGAAAAAAAAAUAUUUUUUUUAACAAUAUUUACAAUGCUGAAUAGCGGAAUAAUAAGUAUAAUCGUUCCAAUAUAUGACAAUAUAUUAUUUAAUAAUUUAACAAAUAAAAUAUUUGAUAAUUUUAUGUUUAAUUUAUUUAAUUGUGUAAUUAUAAGAAUUAUUAGUUUAGGAUUGUGCAUUUUAAGGAAUUGGAUUUUUAUGAGAGUUAGUUGUUAUUCAUUAAAAAGAGUAAAGAAUAUAUUAUUUGAAAUAUAUAUAAAUAAAAAUUAUGAAUAUUUUGAUAAAGUAGAUCAUAAUAGUGUUAUAAAUAGAUUAACAUUAGAAGCUUAUGAUUUUUCGAAUAUUAUAGCAUAUUAUAUAAAUCCAUUUAUACGAAAUUUGUUUUCUAUAAUUUUAAAUUUUUCCUAUUUAUUUUAUUUAAAUCAAAAUUUAACAAAAACUAUAUUUAUUUUUUUUUGUAUUUCCUCCGUUUUAACAAUUAUAUCAUAUAAGCUUAAGAGGAAAAGUUUGGCACAUAUAAAUAAAGAAAAAAAUAAAAAUGCUAAUAUAUCAUUAGAAUCUUUUAAAAAUAUUAAUAUUAUAAAAUUAUUUUCUACGGAAUUUCAUGAAUAUAAUAAAUAUUCAAUGUCUUUAAAUAAUAUUUUGAACCGCCAGAAAAAAAAAGAGCAAUUUAAUUUGUUACAUAUGUUAGUUAGUAAAUUGUUUGUAACUAUAACAUAUGUUUUUAUUUUGUUAAAAGGAAGUAGUUUAAUUUCACAAAAUAAAUUAGACAAUAAAACGUUUACUUCUUUAUUUUUUUAUAUUAACAAUAUAUAUUCGUGUAUAGAUAUAUUGGAUUAUUAUAUUGAGAUACGUGAUAUUAUUGACCAAAAUAAUGGAAUAAUAAAAUUAUUGAAAGAAAAUCUUCAAGGGGAAGGGAAUAAAAAUGUUGGAAAUGAAACUAGAAUAAUAGAAAAAUCCAAGUUGGAAAACAUAAUGGAAAAAAAAAAUGAAAAAAAUAAUAUGUCUAUAUAUAGGGAUAAAAAUAAUGAUGUUGUACUUGAAUUUAAAGGUGUAUACUUUAAAUAUCCAACUAAUAUAAACAAUAAUAAUUAUGUAUUGAAAAAUAUAAAUAUAAAAAUAAAUAAAGGAACUAACAAUGUUAUUUUGGGAAAAAGUGGAGAAGGAAAAUCUACACUUUUAAAAUUAAUUUUAAACUUAUAUAAAUCAUCAAAAGGAAAGAUAUAUUUAUAUAAUAAGUUAUUAAAUAAUUAUAGUAGUCGUGAAAUAUUUGAUAAAAUAACUUAUGUAGAACAAAAUUCUAAACUUUUAAAAAAAACAAUUAGAGAAAAUAUUACAUAUGGGAUAAAAGAUAAUACAAACUUUGAUAUGCUUGAUUUAGUAAAUAUUUCAAAAUGUUGUACUAGUCAUGAAUUUAUAAGUAGAUUAAGAAAAAGAUAUGAGACAAUUAUAUCAAACACAUCAGAAUUAAUGACUGCAUCUCAAAAGCAGAAGAUAUGCAUAGCGCGGGCUUUAAUACAUUUUCCCAAAAUUUUAUUGUUGGAUGAGUCUACGUCAGCUAUGGAAAGUAAAAACGAAAGGAUUAUUUUUGAGAAUAUUCAAAAAAAUGAAUUAUUUAAAAAUUUAACGAUAAUCCGAAUUACUCACAAACGUGCUAAUUUAGAUUUGGCUAAUAAUGUGUUUGUUUUGAAAGAUGGGUAUUUGAAAAAACAAAAGCAUGUUUAG